Messenger RNA from Talaromyces stipitatus ATCC 10500, 552 nucleotides. RefSeq lists its product as uncharacterized. The record is from RefSeq and is a predicted model, not a curated record. Lineage: Eukaryota; Fungi; Ascomycota; Eurotiomycetes; Eurotiales; Trichocomaceae. The transcript has 2 exons. The coding region runs from base 1 to 552 and encodes 183 amino acids.
AUGGCAAAAUACGAUAAUUCAUGCAAUAUUCUCUAUAUUACAAUGCUUUUGGAUCCUCGAUUUAAAAAAUUUGUUCUUGAGCAUAAGUUACAGGAUGAAGCUAAGGGUAUUAUUACUACUAUGCAAGAGCAGCUUGAGAUCCAGUAUCCUAUAAUUUAUAAGACUGAACUUACUACAACUUCAGAAGAACCAGAACCAUCAGCCGCAUUUCAAAACCCGCAUAAGACCAUAGUAUCAGAGAUGAUGAGUAAGAUCAAGGCAAAGUCGCAAAAGUCUGCAGAAAAAUCCUCCGAUAUUGCACGAUAUCUCAAUUCUGAUGUUGUGAAAUUUGACGAGAAGAAGAGAAAUUUAAUUCACACAUGGUGGAGAGGUCAUAUAGAUGAAUGUCCACGCAUGGCAGCGGCUGCAUGGACAGGAUAUCACCUGACUCACGUAGACGCCUGCCUCUGUGCCAUAUUGGAACUAGCCCGUUCUAGGCGAGGUGUUGAUAUCAACCCUCGACCUCACCACUUAGCGAGAGCACACAUGACAUCUUCUAGAGCCUCAUCAUAA